This is a messenger RNA of Triticum aestivum (bread wheat), 363 nucleotides long. RefSeq names its product non-specific lipid-transfer protein 4.1-like. Gene Ontology annotation, molecular function: lipid binding. Gene Ontology annotation, biological process: lipid transport. The transcript has a single exon. The record is from RefSeq and is a predicted model, not a curated record. NCBI's taxonomy places the organism in Eukaryota, Viridiplantae, Streptophyta, Magnoliopsida, Poales, Poaceae. The coding region runs from base 1 to 363 and encodes 120 amino acids.
AUGAGCUGGAGCUGGAGCUUUGCGAAGGCCAGCAGCCUCGCCGUCCUCCUCAUGCUGGCUCUCGCGCUCCAACAGCUCGAGGCAGACAUGUCAAUGUCGUGCUCCGGCAUGCUCUCCGACUUGUCUCCGUGCCUCGGGUUCCUGCAGGGCGAGGAGGACUACCCCUCGGCCGACUGCUGCGACGGCGCGUCCAGCCUCGUGGCGGCCACGGCCACCACGGCCGACCGGCAGGAGGCGUACGAGUGCCUCAAGUCGGCCGCGGGAGAGGGCAGCGCCGAGGCGACUGCUGCGCGCGACUUGCCGGCCGACUGCGGCCUCUCCCUGCCGUUCACCAUCGCUCCCGACGUCGACUGUUCCCAGUGA